Molecule: messenger RNA, 715 nt
Organism: Racocetra persica
Lineage: Eukaryota; Fungi; Glomeromycota; Glomeromycetes; Diversisporales; Gigasporaceae
Source: the annotation of a GenBank genome assembly
UUGAAUCAGAUGUAAAUAAGGAAACUAUUACACUUAUAGAGGAAAAACUUGGGAUUGCUCGAACACAACUUAAAGAAACAAAAUCCAUAGAUGAAAAGCGUAUUAAGUUGUUUAAUGGAUUAGAAAGCGAAUUAAAAACAUUGACCAAAUCAUUAGUGCCAGAUGAACAAGAAUUUAUGAAUCAAGACUAUAAUAUUACGAACCUAAAUGAUAUUAUUCAAUCUUUGGAAAUUGAAUUGCAAACGGCAAGCUCAUCAAAAACGAAUUCCACUGCACGUAUAAGACAAUUAGAAGCCCUACUUGCAGAAGAGAAUUUAAGGCUUGAAUGUAACGCUACAUCAUCUACUGACCUUGAAACAUUGAAUGCAGAACUCCAAAAAGCUAAAGCGGCUGAAGUUCAAUAUCGGCAACAGAUCAAGAGUUUAAAAUCUAAGAUCCGAGAUGCCAAGCAGUAUCGGAAUGCAGAGCAUAAUAAUCUUAAAGAUGUUACAAACAACAUAUAUUCCCUUAGGGCACAGUGCACCCUGAUGCAGAAUGAAAUAGAAGAUAUUAAAUAUAAUUCUGUUCUUGAUUGUUAUGAUAGUAUAGAUGAUGAGAUGGUUGAAAAUCUUAUUAAACAGUUGAAACAAACUCAUAAAGAGGCCAAAGAAAAAAUAAGUCGAGUUAUUGAAUUAGAAAAGAUCUCACAUCAAUUGGAAUCCGACAAAAUUAUUCA